Mya arenaria is the source of this 1737-nucleotide messenger RNA. RefSeq names its product heat shock 70 kDa protein 12A-like. The record is from RefSeq and is a predicted model, not a curated record. NCBI's taxonomy places the organism in Eukaryota, Metazoa, Mollusca, Bivalvia, Myida, Myidae. The transcript has a single exon. The coding region runs from base 1 to 1737 and encodes 578 amino acids.
AUGGGCGGAGUCGAAUCUAGACCCCUUCCUGUAAUUGCUGCUAUCGAUUUUGGGACUACUUUCACAGGAUAUUUGUUUUGUUUUAGAGAUGAGCCCGAUCGAACAUACGGCCCCGAGGAACACAAGAGAAAACGUGAACCCACCUGUGUUCUACUGGAUGAGAACAAAGCGUUCGUACAUUUUGGAAAACAAGCUACUGAGUUUUAUUUCAAUAAUUUAGACGAUGAUGAAAGGUCGAACUAUUAUUUCUUCCGUAAGUUCAAAAUUAGUGCAUUCGAAGAGGGGGAAGACAAAUUACCGGUGCUGAAAGACGAAGAUGGAACGCCUGUUGAUGCCAUGCACCUUUUCAAAGUUGUAUACACGCACUUUAAGGCUGACAUUUUGAAAGGCGUGAACGAGUGCAAAGUUUCUAAAGGACGCCAUUCCCCAUUUACGGAGGAUGACAUUUUGUGGGUCAUUACAAUUCCAGCAGUGUGGGGUUUUUCGAGGAGACAGUUUGUAAAGAAGGCUUUCGAAAAAGCCAACCUUAAGGUUGAUAACAUAAAGCUUGUUUUGGAGCCCGAGGCAGCGUCGAUCGAAAUACGCAAGUCCAAGAUGGUAUUGCAAAAUGAACGAUUGCAAACAUUUAAAGCAGGACAAAAAUACCUUCUAGCUGAUUUAGGAGGGGGCACUGUCGACAUAUGUGCCCACCAGGUAACGGAGGAUGGUAAUCUUGUAGAACUCUUUAAUUCAUCUGGAGGUGUCUUCGGUGGAAUUUUGGUGAACCAAGCCUUUGAAGAGUUCUUGAAAGAUAUAUUUGGGGAAGAUGUCUUAGAAUCAUACAAGACAGAAUACCCCGGAAACUUUUAUGAUCUGCAAAUGAAGUUUGAAGAAAAGAAGAUGGACAUAUCGUUUGACAAGAAAGAUUUGACUGUAGUGUUUAAAAUUGAUAUCGAGUUAAUAUCAAAAUUCCAGAAAACUGGAAAAAACAUAGUCAAUGAAAUCGAGGCAAAAUACAAAGAUAUUGCGGAAUGGAAGAACCCAAACAAACUUUUCUUAAAAGGGCCGUUGAUGAAGCGGUUCUUUGAAAGAGCGGUUACAGACAUAUGUGGACAUAUUGAUGAAGUUCUGCAAUGCAACCCAGAAAAAAACAUUGACAUAUUGUUAUUGUCUGGAGGAUUCGCCGAGUCGAAAUAUAUCCAAGGACGUAUAAGAGAGCGUUUCAAUGAAAAACAGGUGGUAGUUGUCCCAGAUCCAAAGUAUGCCGUGAUGCAAGGGGCACUGAAAAUAGGAGCAUGUUCAGCAGGCAUUAUCGAGAGAAAGUCGCCAUUCACCUAUGGGUUCUACGCAGUUGAACCUUUCGAGCAUGGGAGAGAUCCCGAAGAUAUGAGGAUUUUACGUGAAGGAGAAGAAAAGUGUGAUGGAAAGUUCCAUAAACUUGUUGCUAAAGGUGACCCGCUUAAAUGCGGGCAGAUAUUUAAGCGUGACGCAACGACUUCGUAUACUACUGACAGAGAAAGAAAUAGACCGCGAUAUACUUCUUUAUGGAGAUCAGAGAAAACAAAUCCCAGGUAUUGCAAGCUAGCGUUUGGCUGCCAUGAAAUAGCUAAAAUCACCAUAGUUCCACCGAUACAUGGAUGGCCGGGCGUUCUUCGUCAUAGGCAGCAACUGAUUGUCCAGGAGAAUGAGUUUCAGAUAAAGUUUAUUAACACUGAUACAAAUGAAGAACAGGAGAUGCAUAUUUCAUAUUUAGACUAA